CGAGAUGGCACGUCAAGCAGUCGACCUAACACCUAUCGACCAUGCCAACCGAGCAUGGCAGUUAGGCGGGCUUGGAAGUAAGCUUCACAGCCGGUACAAGCGUACGGGCGAGACGGAGGAUCUACAAGAAGCUCUUCAGAUAGCACGGCAAGCACUUGAUUUAACGCCGGUAGACCAUCCUGCCCGAGCAGGGCAGCUGGACAACCUGGAAAGGACGCUUUCCAGCCAGUAUAAACGUACGGGCAAGACGGAGGAUUUACAAGAAGCCAUUCAGAUAGCGCGGCAGGCACUUGGAUUGACGCCGAAUGACCAUCCCGCCCGGGCUUGGCGGUUGGGCAAUCUUGGAAAUAGGCUUUACAGCCGUCACAAACGUACGGGCGAGAUGGCAGACCUUCAAGAAGCCAUUCAGAUGGCGCGGCAAGCAGUCAACUUACUACCGGACGGCCAUCUAGACCGAGCAAGGCGGUCGGGCAACCUGGGAAAUAUGCUUCAAGAACGGUACGAACAGACAGGCGAGAUGGCAGAUCUACAAGAAGCUAUUCAGCUAGCACAACAAGCAGUCGAUAUUACGCCGAUUGUCUACACCGAACGAACAGGGCAUCUUAACAAUCUUGGAAACAAGCUUCUAGACCGGUUCGAUCGUAUAGGCGAGAUUGCAGAUUUACAAAAAGCCAUUCACAUGGCGCAACAAGCAAUCGACUUGGCACCGAUUGACCAUCCUGAACGAGCAAAUUGGUUAAACAAUGCUGCAAUAAUGCUUGGAGUACGGUGUAAACGUACAGGCAAGAUGGCAGACCUACAAGAAGCUAUUCAAAUGGCGCGGCAAGCAAUAGACUUGACACCUAACGACCAUCCUGAAAAGGCACAACGGCUAAACAACUUUGUAUAUCUAUUACAAAUCAAUUACAAAAGUACGGGCGAGACUGAGGAUUUACAAGAAGCUAUUCAGAUAAUGCAGCAGGUUGUCGACUUGACGCCGAUAACCCACCCCGACCGAGCAAGGCGGCUGAACAAUCUUGCAGACACAUUUACAACCCGGUACGAGCGUACGGGUGAAAUAACGGAUCUAUAUGAGGCUAUAGAUAUGCUACGGCUAGCAAUCCCUAUUAUGCCGAUCGACCAUCCUCAGCGGUUAAUAAUCCUGAACAACCUUGGAAAUAUGCUCCACCAGCGGUACCGCUAUACAGGAGAAAUGGCGGACUUACAAGAAGCUAUCAAACUAGUACAAAAAGCAGUCCACGCGAAAACGACCGGCCAUUUCAACAUGGUAUUAUGGUUGAGUGACCUUGGAGUUAUGCUUAACGACAGGUAUAAUCGGACAAACAAAGAGGAGGAUUUAGAGGAAGCCAUCAAUACGACACAACAAGCACUCGAGUUAAUACCUACCGAUCACCCUCAACGGGCACAAAUACUAGGCCGUCUUGGAAAUAAACUGAUGAGUCGGUACCAUCGUAAAGGCGAAGUGGCAAGUUUGCAAGAAGCCAUCGAGAAGGGGCAGCAAGCCGUCGAUUUGACGUCGACGAACCAUUCAGAAAAGGCAGAAUGGCUGAGCUGCCUUGGGGACCAGCUCCAUAGCCGAUACAAACGUACUGGCCAGAUGACCGAUAUACAAAAAGCUAUCGAAAGCGCGCAGCAGGCGGUUGACUUGACGCCGACUGAUCAUCCCAGCCGGUCAGGACGCUUAAUAAGCCUUGGGAACAAGCUCGCGCGCCGAUAUAGACACAUUGGUGUUAUGGCGGAUCUAGAUCGGGCUAGAUCGAGCUUUCGAGAGGCUUGGCGCUUGAAAACUGCCGUCCCUCUCGUCCGUAUUGACGCUGGCGUGCAUGCCCUACAAUUGAUUGAUGAAAAGGACUUUGAUACAGCCGUCGAACUGGGGAAAGAAAUCAUCGAUUUUCUCCCUGUGGUGCACACGAAAUUGCGUGACCGCAACGACCAGCAAUACGUGAUAUCGGCAUUCGCUGGAGUCGCUGCUACUCUUUGUUCCCUUCUCCUUCAAUCCGGCCAAGUACCUGACGCGCUCCAAUAUCUCGAAAAAGGUCGUGCCGUGAUCAUUGGUCGAUUAAUAGACGACCAGAGUGACCUGCAAGGGCUACAGCAGCGCGAUGUUGCUUACGCGUACCGGAAGCUUCGGGAUGAAGUCAACACACCUGUCCGAAUAGUUGAGGAUUCUUUGCUACAGAAACGGAUGCAGACCCGUCGCGUCGAAGCUAUUGCUGAGCUUGAAACAUGCAUUCAAAAUAUCAGACGUAUCCGGGGCCACGAAAGAUUCCUGCUGGGCCAAGAAAUCACUGAGAUGCAAAAGUGUGCAACGGGGGGGAACAUCGUUAUUGUCAAUAUGUCAAGGAUCCGAAGCGAUGCAAUAAUAGUCUCUCCAACGACUAUUAAGGCGCUCCAUCUCCCACGUUUUCAGCUCUCGGAACUACAGCGCUGGCUGAGCAAUAAAUGGGGGAAAUCGAGGGAUGUCCUCCCGAAGAUAAAUCAAUGGUUUCUCCGAUAUCUGUCUUGGCUAUGGGAUGCGUCUGUCCAGCCUAUUCUUGACGAAAUAGGGAUAUCGGCCUCGACAAAUAGUCUACCACGUAUAUGGUGGAUAGGCACUGGCUUCGCCAGCUCCGUACCAUUUCAUGCUGCCGGGAAUCAUGCCGUGGGUUCAACGGACAAUACGCUUAGUAGAGCCAUCUCAUCCUAUAUCCCUUCCAUCAAAUCACUUAGCUUUGCAAAGCGUAAAAUCGAGCUGGCAAAGAAGGCACAAGGGCCGCUUUUAGUCGUUACUAUGCCAACCACGCCAGGCAAUUCCCCUCUUCGAGGCGUAGAGAAAGAACUGCACCAGUUGAUAAAGACGGUUGACGGCCGUCUGCCAAUAAAGCACCUCAACUUACCGACUGCCCAGGAUGUAAUUGAUAAUCUGCCGGAUUGCUGUAUUGCGCACUUCGCCUGCCACGGGUCGACAAACGUUUCAGAUCCUUCUAGGAGCGGACUGGAUUUGCAGAAUGGACACCAAUCAGAGCGGUUGACGGUACAGGCAGUCUCGGAGUUACACCUCAGGAAUGCAAAAUUAGCAUACCUAUCAGCUUGUUCGACAGCUGUGAACCAUGCGCCACGGUUGACUGACGAGGUGAUCCACGUAGUGAGCGGAUUCCAAACAGCCGGAUUUCCACAUGUCAUUGGCUGUCUUUGGCCAGCAAAUGACAGAGCUUGUUCAGAAAUGGCAGAAUCGUUCUAUCGGUUGUUAUUACAGGAGGACGGCGUUUCCUCAAGCAAUUGGGAAGUUGCCUUAUUGCUCCGGGACGCCGUUAUGGAGACCCGGGAGAAAAAUAUGAAAUCGCCGCUGUUUUGGGCGCCGUUCGUUCAUUUUGGCGUAUAGUCGCAGAGUCUUAAGGAAUCUAUACUAGUCUAAUUCUUAAUGCGGA
This is a messenger RNA of Truncatella angustata, 3407 nucleotides long. Its product is annotated as CHAT domain-containing protein. The record is from RefSeq and is a predicted model, not a curated record. Lineage: Eukaryota; Fungi; Ascomycota; Sordariomycetes; Amphisphaeriales; Sporocadaceae. The coding region runs from base 5 to 3361 and encodes 1118 amino acids. The transcript has a single exon. Gene Ontology annotation, molecular function: protein binding.